Clavispora lusitaniae ATCC 42720 is the source of this 1638-nucleotide messenger RNA. RefSeq names its product lysine--tRNA ligase (gene MSK1). Lineage: Eukaryota; Fungi; Ascomycota; Pichiomycetes; Serinales; Metschnikowiaceae. Gene Ontology annotation, molecular function: ATP binding; tRNA binding; lysine-tRNA ligase activity. The record is from RefSeq and is a predicted model, not a curated record. Gene Ontology annotation, cellular component: mitochondrion; cytoplasm. Gene Ontology annotation, biological process: mitochondrial lysyl-tRNA aminoacylation.
AUGAAUUCAUUGUCCAGCAUCGGGAAAUAUCGCUUGCCAUCUCGUAUUCUUAAGCGCCUUACCCGGCAGAAUAGUUCAGAUGAAGCUGUGAACUAUGCCUAUCGGAAAGAUUUAAUCAGCCGAAACCCUCACUCCUACUACCCCCCAGUCCAGACUACCCGAGGUGGAGAGCCUAUAUUGAGAUUACCCGAGUUUAUAAAAGAAUACGGAAAUAUUGAUUUUUCAAGCUUUCUGGAUGGCAAAUAUCCGCAAACUAUUCAAAUUGAAGGUAAAGUAAAAGCCAUAAGAAGGGCAGGAAAGGCAAUGUUCUUUUUGGAUGUGAUCCAAGAUGAUGCCAAGGUUCAGGUCUGCGCUUCUAACAAACUACUUAAAGAUGUAACGAAAGAUGAGUUCUCGAGAAUACAUUCAUUCAUCCGCAAAGGCGAUCAUAUUACAUGCGUUGGCCAUCCGUCUACUACAAACGUUGGCGAAUUAACAUUGAAGGCUACAAAGCCUAUUACUGUGUCUAGUCCAUGUCUUAAUUCGGUAACCAUACCAGAUAAACUUAUCGAUAGAAAGCUCAUAAACAAAAAUAGAGUCAUGAACUACAUAGUUGACCCUGAGCUGAGACAGAGGAUCAAAGUGAAAGGAGCAAUUACGAAAGCUAUACGUGACUUUCUUCACAAUGAUGGCUUUCUUGAAGUCCAGACACCUAUUUUAGCAGGCAAUGGAACGGGGGCCAACGCUGAGCCAUUUCAGACAAAGCUGAAAGCAAUUUCUGAUGAAAAGUUACUGCUCCGUGUGGCCCCAGAACUAUGGCUUAAGAAGCUUGUCAUCGGUGGAUUUGACAAGGUUUUCGAGAUUGGUUCGAAUUUUCGAAAUGAGGGUAUUGACUCUACGCAUAAUCCCGAAUUUCUUACCUGUGAAUUUUAUAGAUCGUUCACCUCUCUACCAGAGUUAAUGAAAAUGACAGAAGAUAUGUUUUCCUUCAUCCAUUCACAGUUAUUGAAUCAUGAAACAUCCUCAACCUUUUUGAGAGAGCGUCUCAGAAAGCUCAGUUCUUUUCAAGAAGGAAACUUCCCCAAAUUUGAGUUUAUUCCAACUAUCGAAAGCCGAACAGGACACCAAAUGCCUGUAAACUUUACAACUGAGGCUCUUCUAGAAUAUUACAAGAAGAUUGGAGUCAAGCUUCCGGAAAACAAAUCGCCAGCAAGUUUAUUGGAUAAUCUAUCGGCGAUUUAUUUGGAAUCUUUGAGUGUGGAUAAGCCCGAUGUCCCCAUUUUCAUCUACAAUCAGCCAUCUGUGAUGUCGCCAUUGGCAAAAUCCACAGGAGUAGUAUAUGGAGAUCGUUGUUAUGAUAUAUCAUUGAGAUUCGAGCUAUUCAUUAAUGGGAGAGAGUACGUUAACUCUUACGAAGAGGAGAAUUCACCUUUUGAACAAGCUGAAAAAUUCAAACUACAACAAGCAUGUAAAAAGGACUUCAACGAUAUGGAGUCAUUGAUACCGGACUGGAACUAUGUCAAACAAAUGGAAUACGGGCUCCCUCCUACUGGUGGAUGGGGCUGUGGGAUUGAUAGACUCAGCAUGUUGUUCAGCGAUUCUAAUAGAAUCGAGGACGUUUUAACUUUUGGAACCCUUAGAGACGUUGUUCGUCAGUAG